This is a messenger RNA of Caenorhabditis elegans, 1660 nucleotides long. It is a transcript of the gene gba-4, whose product is annotated as Putative glucosylceramidase 4. Gene Ontology annotation, cellular component: lysosomal membrane. Bases 60 to 1619 code for a protein of 519 amino acids. Gene Ontology annotation, molecular function: signaling receptor binding; hexosyltransferase activity; glucosylceramidase activity. Gene Ontology annotation, biological process: carbohydrate derivative biosynthetic process; protein catabolic process; lipid biosynthetic process. The transcript is spliced from 8 exons. The record is from RefSeq and is marked reviewed. Lineage: Eukaryota; Metazoa; Nematoda; Chromadorea; Rhabditida; Rhabditidae.
AUUCAUUAGUAGUCUUGGAAAGUGUCCGGUUUUAACGGAAUACACUAGACUAGGCUAUCAUGAUUUUGAAUAUAUCCGUUUCUUUGCUAAUAUUUCUGGCGUUUUAUGGAUUUUCAAGCGAUGCAAAGUCCCUUCCUUGCUCCGAAGUGAAGAAAGAGUAUGGAAUAGUUUGUCGUUGCAAUGCCACGUAUUGUGAUACAAUUGAACCACUUGGAACUGUUACUUCUGGGAAAGCAGUUGUCUAUACAACAUCAAGAAAUGGAAAAAGAAUGAACAGAAGUGAAUUGAAGCAUACAACUUCUUCUACAGCCAAAACAAAAGUAUAUGUGAACACAACUCAAAGUUUUCAACCGGUAAUGGGAUUUGGAGCUGCAUUCACUGAUGCUGCUGGAAUUAAUAUGAAGAUGCUGCCACAGACAAUGCAAGAUCAAAUUAUUCAGCAAUACUUUUCCGAUGAUGGUCUCGGGUAUGUUUUUGGACGAGUUCCAAUGGCUUCAACUGACUUUUCAACUCACGAGUACAGUUAUGACGACGUUAAAUUUGAUUUUGAUCUCAAAAAUUUCAAUUUAACAGUGGAAGAUCUCCAGUAUAAAAUUCCAUUUAUCAAGAAGGCAAUGACAGCUUCUGGAGGGAAAUUAAAGCUAUUUGCAACUCCAUGGAGCUCCCCAGGAUGGAUGAAAACUUCUGGAAGAAUGGUUGGUGCCGGAGAGCUAUUGGGAGAUCAGAAUGGAAAAUACUAUCAGACAUGGGCACAGUACUUUGUAAAAUUCUUCGAAGCCUAUCACGCUCAAGGUAUUGACUUUUGGUCUUUGACACCACAAAACGAGCCAACAACUGGAAUUGAUCCACUUUGGAAAUGGCAAACACUCUUUUUCGAUGCAUCAAUGGAACGAAAUUUUAUAAAGAAACUUUUGGGACCAGCACUUGCUUCAUCACCAGUGACUAAGAAUUUGAAGAUUAUGAUUAAUGAUGAUCAGAGAAUUAAUUUGCCACACUGGCCAAAUGUAAUUUUAACGGAUCCAACUGCUGCUCAAUACGUCCACGGAAUUGCAAUUCAUUGGUAUGAAGACUUCAUUGACCCAGCAACCGUACUCACUGAAACUCACGAGAAGUUCCCAGACUAUUUCCUUUUGGCAACUGAAGCAUGUGCUGGAUACUUCCCAGCAGAUGGACCAAAAUUGGGAUCAUGGUCUAGAGCUGAACAAUAUGCAAAUGAUUUGAUUAAAGAUAUGGGAAAUUGGGUUGGAGGAUGGGUUGAUUGGAAUUAUAUUCUUGAUUUACAAGGAGGACCAAAUCUUGCCAAAAACUUUGUCGAUUCAACAAUAAUCGUGAAUGCAACUGCUCAAGAGUACUACAAACAACCAAUUUGGCAUGUAAUGGCUCAAUUCAGUAAAUUUGUGAAACCGGGAGCUAUUCGUGUUGGAAUAAACAUUAUUGAGAAAUCAGUUGAUGUUGAGGGUCUUUCAUUUUUGAAUCAAGAUGGUACCAAAACUGUGGUUUUAUUGAAUAAAAAUGAGGUACUCAGCUUCGACGUGGCAAUCAGUGACGUCAGUGCUCCAAAUGUGAUCUAUGAUUUGACAAUCCAACCGAAUUCACUGAUUACAAUUGUUUAUAAAUAAAUUCUGAACAUUUUUGAAAUUUAGUAAAGAAUUAUGACAGU